Messenger RNA from Saccostrea echinata, 5001 nucleotides. RefSeq lists its product as uncharacterized. The record is from RefSeq and is a predicted model, not a curated record. Lineage: Eukaryota; Metazoa; Mollusca; Bivalvia; Ostreida; Ostreidae. The transcript is spliced from 34 exons. Bases 1 to 5001 code for a protein of 1666 amino acids.
AUGAAAUUGCUUAUUACAUUUUUACUUGGAUGUUGCAUUCUUUUAACGAAGGCAUUUUUACCUUCUAAAGAGAGUACAAGUGGACGACCAGAUUACACCCAUGCCAGCAUCACACAGGCCGGUAUCUACUACGCUGUUGCAGAUGUUAUAGCUGACGUCAUCAAUCCAGGAAAAUACAACUCGUCUGAUCCCGAUGGUACCAUCAUGAAUUUUUUUGACCGUGAUGGGCUUAUUCAUUUUGCCAAAACGGUUGUGGAUAUUGUAAACAAGAACAACAUGGCACAGAGAAAUUAUAUGGACGAUGCUUCGAGGACGAUGAAUUGCGAGCAAAUUGUUUCUGGUCACUUGCUUCUGCAGUCUCUGAGGGAUAACAUUGUCCACCAAUCACAAACAGCUAAUCCAAACUGGGAUGCUGUCAGAGAUUUGAUUGGUCAAUAUCUCUUUACACUACAAGAGUUUUACAGCAAUACAAACUGGGUAGAAAUGUUUGGAAAUCGAGUGUGUCGUGAAUUAGGUGUUUCAGGUCAAUCUCUUCCUUAUAAGGUGUCUGACCCUAAUAUGGUAGCGUGUGUCAAUUGUAACUACUCUAAGGAAGCAGUGAAGGACUAUUCCUGCGUUGACAACAUGCGAUCAGAUGGUCAACUUCUUACAAGUGGCUAUACCAGCUACCAGCACAUUAAUAAACCAAUAGGUAAUUUUCCUUCCGGUAUGGGGAAGUGCAGUCAUGGAGGGCCUUACGAUAUGAGUAAAGAUAUCCCAGCAACAGGGGGUAUAAACAAAGAAACAUCAAGUCCGGAGUUAUCUCCCCAUUUUGACCUACAUCAACAGGCGGGUCAGGCAGCGAUACAAGCUACCUAUGAAUUUUUCAUUGGAAAUGGUACUGGGCUGCUGUCAAUUUUGGGAAUCGACAGAUUUAAGGAAAUGCUAGGGAUGACAUACAAGAACCCAUGCUACAACUGUUUGGCUCCCGGUCUCUCUGUGGUAUUUGUGAUUGACGAUACAGGGUCUAUGAGUGGAGAGAUAAGGGAAGCAACUCAGCAUAGCAUAGAUAUCGUCAACCAAGCAUCUCUUCUUGGAUCAAAUGGACCAUCAAACUACAUACUUUCCACAUUUAAUGAUCCAGAUACAACCAUCCACUCUACAACAGAUGGAUCAGAGAUGAAACAAUGGCUGCAUGCUAUGGUGGCACAUGGUGGUGGUGAUUGUCCAGAAAUGGCAAUGGCGGGAAUCGUAAAUGCACUGAAGAUGGCAAAUCCUGGAUCAUGUGUCUUUUUCUUUACUGAUGCCGACGCGAAAGAUCCAGAGAAAGCGAACGAGGUUAUAAAUUUAGUAAACAGCAAACACAUGAAACUUGUGUACUUCCUGCGUGGGGAUUGUGAUGGGCGUAGACGUCGGUCUGUCUUCAAUGUUCCGCAAAAUGUCCAAUGUAUUCCAAAUGAAAACAAAAGAAGGACAGGUUUGAGACGCCGAAGCCUUGCAGGACUGGAUCUGUUUGACAAAAUAGCAUCUGCAACAGGAGGGCAGAUUGUGCAUACGUCAUCAACGUCUCUUGGGAGUAUUCUUGGAACAUUUGUUGAGAAAAACAUGGGAGUAUCGACAUUAGAGGUGACAUCUUUUGAAACCAAGCCUGGAUCUAUGCACACGAUAACUGCAGAUUCCGAACUUUCAUUGAUGACAGUAAAAAUAGAGAUACUGUCAAAUGUUUUAAAUGUAAAGUUGGAUCGACCUGAUGGCUCAGUUCAGCAAUUAUCCAAUAGUUCAGUUGAUGUUAUCGGACGCACUACAGUGCUUUCUAUUCCGAAGCCGACUCCUGGAAAGUGGACACUUCAUAAUAAUGACGUAAACACGUGGAUCGUGAAAGUAGGAGGAAGCGGGAAAAUUGAUUUCACUUUCAAGUUUAUGGAAAAUAUUCUUGGAUUAAUGUAUCCUAUCAGUGGAACCAAUCCUAUUACAGGUUCAAAGGUUGUCAUUAGUAUAAGCAUCACUGGAAUACCAUCAACAGCUCGUGUAACUGACAUCAUUCUUAGGAAACCAUCAGGAACUAUACUCAACAUACUUCCUGUGAAAGACACAUCAACAAAUUCACAAAGAGACGUAUAUGCCUAUUAUGACGUCACAUCAGAGGAGUUUUAUGUAAGCAUUAAUGGAAGCAUAAACUCAGAAAUAUUCACCCGAGAGAAGUCAAAUGUUAUUAAACCUGUAACUGGGAAUAUAAAGUUCUCUUCUAAACCAGAGACCCUUGUUCUUGGAAAGACUUCUGCAAUCAAAGUAAAUGUAACAAACACGGGGAGCACAUCCCAAACUUAUCAGGUGACAGCUACAUCGGUCCCUACAGGAUUCGUCAUUGGAUCUUCUCAGAUCGUGUCUGUCGGAGCACAUAAAAGCCAGGAAAAAGAAAUAACACUAACAGCCCCGAAUUUGACAAUAGCGACUCUGUCUAUUAAACUUAAGAUUAGUGGAAAUACUUUACAAACGAUCAUGAGAACGCUCACGGUGACAGCGUUACCACCCCCUGAAAUCACCCAAAUCAACCGUACAGCUGAUUGUCGACAGGAGGUGAUGAAUUACCUCAACUGCUCACAACAAACCUGGUCUGUCUCCCUCGACGUAGAAUUUAAGGCUCAUCUGAGCAAGCUGUAUGUUACACCAAGUGAGAUCGAAUUUAUAUACGUAAAGAAAACAACAACUUCAUCGACUUAUGUUGCAACGUUAAGAGGAAACUGCUGUUCAUACAUAUCAAAGUUGACAGCCAUAGACAAGCAGGGUAAUAUGAAAAUGGAACCCGUCAACUUAUCAGGUGGACAUUUAUUUAAUACAACAGUAGAAAACAUCGAUCUUCUCCAAAAGCCCCCUGUGUCUGGAAAGAUAAAUAUGUCAAACAAAUCUGAACUAGACUACAACGUGAUUUUGGAACUGAUUGGUGCCGGGACAGCUUGUUUAAUUGUUGUUGUUGUCAUAGUAAUGGUUGCUUGGAUUGACUUUUUAUCUGUUCAUAUAGGCAAUGACGAACUGGAGAAUUUUGUCCAAACUGUCCAGUAUAUAGUUGAUAAAAACAACAUGGCCCAAAAGAACUACAUGGACGAUGCCGUCAGAACAAUGAAUUGCGAACAAAUUGCUGCAGGGCAUCUGCUUCUUCAGUCCCUGAAAGAAAGCAUAAUUCAUAAAUCACAGGGAGCUAAAACAAACGGGGAUGCCAUAAGAGAUUUGAUUGGUCAAUAUCUCUUCACUAUACAGGAGUUUUACAGCAAUACCAAUUGGGUAGAAAUGUUCGGAAAUCAUGUUUGUAAGGAACUUGGUAAGUGCCCACUUGAUAAUAGUAAAGCGAUUCCAGGCAAUAGUGGUAUAAAUAAGGAGACAUCAAGCCCUGAAUUAUCUCCUCAUUAUUAUCUACAUCAACAGGCUGGCGAAGACGCAACACAGGCUACAAUUGACUUUCUUGUUGGACAUGACACUGGACUUUUAUCCAUCCUCGGAUUAGACACAUUCAGAGAACUGAUGGGUAUGAAUUACAGAAACCCGUGCUAUGACUGCCUUGCAUCUGGACUCUCUGUUGUAUUUCACGAUACAGGCUGCAUAAGUGAGGAUAUAAAGAUGGCAAGUCAGCAAAGGUUUGAUGCCGUCAACCAGACACUAAUUCGUGAGCGCAAUAGACGAGGUUUUGGAGGUAUAGAUUUGUUUGAAAAAAUAGCGUCAGCAACUGGUGGACAAAUUGUUCAUACGUCAUCAUCUUCGCUGGGAAGCAUCUUGGGAGCUUUUGUCACGAAGAACAUGGGAGUUAGCUCCUUAGAAGUGACCUCAUUUGAAAUGUCGACUGGUUCUGUACAUUCAUUAGCCGUGGACACGGAUUUAUCUCUAAUGACCGUCCGGAUAGAAGGGUUAUCGUCUGCCUCACAAGUCUCACUUGAUCGUCCAGACGGAACUAGUCAAAUAUUUUCGGGCACUUCUUCUGUUGACGUGAUAGGCAGCACAACCGUAAUAUCUGUAAAGAAUCCUCCCUCUGGAAGGUGGAAACUACAUAAAAAUGGAGCUGGCACAUGGAAAGUAAAAUUUGGCGGAAGUGGAAACAUCGAUUUUACAUACAAAUUUAUGGAAGACGUGCAUGGAAUACAGUACCCUAUUAGUGGAACAAGUCCAAUUACUGGAUCAAAAAUUACCAUCAGUGUCACAGUCAACGGAUUGCCUGCAACAGCACGUGUUACCGAUAUAAUAUUGAAGAAACCAGACGGCACCGUUCUAAAUGUAAUUCCUGUAAAAGAUACAUACAGUGGCACCAGUCGCGUUCUAUAUGCGAAUUACAUCGUUACAUCUCAGGAGUUUUUUGUCAGCAUCAACGGCAGUUUAAACUCUAAUGUGUUUACUCGAGAGAAAGCGGACAUUGUAACUCCAGUCACAGGCAGUAUACAGUUUUCAUCUAAACCAGAAAAAUUAGUCCUUGGAAAAUCAACAGUUGUGAAGGUGAACAUUACAAACACAGGAAGUACGACUCAAGCCUUUCGUGUGACUGCAACUUCCGUCCCUACAGGAUUUGUAUCCAGCUCCCCUCGCAGCAUAUCAGUAGGCGCUCACAGGAGUCAAGAAAUGAACAUAGGGGUUACCAGCAAAUCAAAUACAUUAGCUGGAACAUGCUGUUCAUACCUCUCACGAGUGACUGCUGUAGAUGUACGGUCAAAUAUGAAAAGCGAAUCCUUCGAUUUCUCAGGCGGAAAUGUCUUUAACACCACAGUUGAUAACUUCGAACUUCUUGUAAAAGCAAGCCCAUCACUUAAAAAGGAAAAUCUACCCUCUGGUGUGGAUAAAACCUUGCUUUAUGGUUUAAUCGGUGGAGGUUUAGGAGGUCUCUGCAUAAUCGCUGUCGUCCUGGCAACUCUAAUUCACGUCAAUAAAUCACAGAGGCUGGCCAUGGAGAAGAAUGCGAUAGACUCUUUGUCAUCUGUAUGUUUUGACGCUCCUUUGAAACAUGUUGAACGCAACAGCAGAUCAAAAUUUGUUUUGAAAACAUGA